AUGAACCAGUCAUUUUCAAGCAACACAGCCUUGCAUUUUGUUGACUUAGAUUUCAGAGACUUCUUGGAUUUUCCUCAACCUUCUCCAGUCCGAGUUCCUGAAGGCCUUGUAGAUACUGAGGAGCCUUUUUCAACUCGGCGAAAAUCCACCUCUGGCCGCAAGCAAAUCGUGGACACCAAAAUCCUUAACCGCUUUGAAAGCCUCUCCAAGCCAAAGCCUCCUAAAAAGGAAUACCUCCGCUGCAAGAUGAUAAGAGGCCACAAGCGGGCCAACCGACAAAUAGAAAAAGGGACUCUUCCUCAGAAGACAUUAUAGGCUAUGAUCUCUUUUGGUUUUCUUCUGAAAAUACCUUACUUUUUAAAGCGAUUUUUUUAUAAAAAUAUAAAUUUAGGUCUAAAAUAAUUCUAUAUGAGAGUCUUUACUAUAAAUGUUUUCUCAGACAAAGCUCAAAGUUACUGGGAUCAACUGACCAAAUGCUUCCACCUCUACCGACAUAUACUAAGUGAGGAAAGCAAGACUGAAGCUGGACCCAGGACUGACGGCAAAUCAAAGCGCACCUGUGAAGAAAACGGGCUACAAAAGAGCUUUAAUGGGAAGUUCUGUAAGAAAUACUUUGAGCCGAUCCAGGUGAGGGAGUCUUAUUUUUAUUACACAGAGUACAUUUUUUCAGAGUUCGACCCUGAUGUUUUGUGCAAAAAAUUCAAGUUAAGGUGCUGCCGAGCUCCUCAGCAUACUUCUGAGUGUAUGAAUAGUUGGAAAUUGCUGAAGUUUUACGUGCAAAAGAUCAUGUUCGACAACAUUGGGAUUGAGCCUUGGAUGUCGUUGGAAAUGUCUUAUGAAAUUUUCUUAGGUCGAAUUUUUUUAUAGUAGAAAAAACUUUUAAGAGCUGUUUAAGUGCUUUAUAAGGAAAAAAAAAUGACUGAGGAACGCCACAUUGAAAAAUGUCUGAUAAAACAGCAUGCACCGGUUGGAAAGCACUGAUGCUUCAAGCUUCUCGGCUUCAUCAGGAAGAAAUGUGGAAAAAGGGAUUGAUGAGAUUAUUGAUGUGUGCUCUCCUCAGGAUAUUAGGGAUGAUUUCUGCUUGUUUAAAGAAGUGGAGGAUGGGGAUAUUGAUCCUGAUCUGUUCUUUGGAUUGUAA
Blepharisma stoltei is the source of this 1138-nucleotide messenger RNA. NCBI's taxonomy places the organism in Eukaryota, Ciliophora, Heterotrichea, Heterotrichida, Blepharismidae. The record is from the annotation of a GenBank genome assembly.